Messenger RNA from Acaromyces ingoldii, 5868 nucleotides. RefSeq lists its product as hypothetical. The transcript has a single exon. Bases 432 to 5783 code for a protein of 1783 amino acids. NCBI's taxonomy places the organism in Eukaryota, Fungi, Basidiomycota, Exobasidiomycetes, Exobasidiales, Cryptobasidiaceae. The record is from RefSeq and is a predicted model, not a curated record.
CCUAGGCACAGUAAGAGACAGAUCGGCGGCGAGAAACAACGAAGCACCGCCAGCGGAGAUCUACUCCCUCCAUCUCCUCAAGCUUGGGAAAAGAAGGUUGACAGACAUACGCAACUACUUGCUGCGCCCAGCGAGCUGGCCCCCGUGACAAGCCUCGAUCCGCUGCGCAGGCGACAGCUGCAGCGAGAAGGAAGUCCGACAACGUUUCAUUUUCCAACUUUAGAAGCACGUACCUGGUGUAGUGUAGACCCUGAGUCCAGCUCGCCACGGACUUUGUUCUUCCCCUCGACUCACCACUACCAGACGAGAGCACGACGAGGAGGGCGACAAAGGCUUCUUGAGACGCUGUCUGCGCAAAGAGCCAGUACGCACGCACACACGUCGAAGUGUGCCCUGCGCGCGCGGCCUGACAGAGGAGCCCCACGGCAAGCAUGCCGUUCCCGGCCUUUCAGCGGGCGCAGGACAUUGGCAUUCGAGGCUCCUUGACCCAGUCGCAGGCGUCCGACCACCAGCAGCACCAGCGGGCCCUCUCUUCGUCGUCGUCGCAGCAACAGCACCAGUGGCCGCAAAAUGUACCCUCUGUUCUCCUGCCCGGGGGCGCCCUGGCCGGCGGCGGUGGUCCUCAGCGCCUGUCGCACCACAACCUCGGUGAGCUGGACGCGGCGACGAGUCCACGAGCGAGCAUGCUCUCUCGCAUCGAUGGACCAGGCGAGGGGGUGCCGCCCCUUGAUUCAGCAAUGAGCAUGGGCCAGAAGAAGACCAAAAAGGCAAAGAUUUCGAAAAAGGUCAAUGCUCGCCUCCAGCUUGCCGCUGCGCUCGUCGAGUGCGACAACGACGACAUUCUCGAGCAUGCGCGUAUUGCCGAGGCGGCGUUGCGCCUCGCGAGGCAGAACCCAAACUACGAUGCCAACACGCCCUACCCUCCGCCGCCGCCGCAGCCAAAGCUGGCGUCGCAGAGCGCAAUCUUUGCUCCCUACCGCGACGAGGCCAGUGUGCCGAGCGUCGAGGAGCUGCGGACCACGGGCCCGAGGACGCGCGCAAGGACGGGUAGCAAUGCGUCGAGGCUCUCGAGGCUCCUCAAUGCCGACGGCUCGCCCAGGCCGCCUUCUAGCGUCGACUUUCUGGGUGUCAAGCUGCCAACGGAAAAGAGGAGGCAACAGCAGUCUGCCUAUGGCAGUGGGUAUCCUGGCGCAUCUUCAGCCUAUUCGCAGAGCAGGCCGGGCAGCGCCCUCAGCUCGGGAAGGCCGCAGAGCGCACUGAGCAUCGCAAGUGCUGAGCGCUUCGGCGGGUCGGACGCAGGUAUGCUUGGAGACGACGACGACGACAACGACGGCGAAGGCGAAGAGGGCAUUCAUGACGGGCAAGGAGAGCCCGAGGAAGAGGCGCUGAGCGAAUGGGGCGUCGACAAAUUCUUGAGUCAGGAGGCAAAGGACAAGAUUGCUGCAUCGGGCAGAAGGAGCAGGGCGGGCAGCCGAGCCGGCAGCAGAGCUGGCAGCAUCGUGGGCAUCGAGACGGCCUCUUCAGUGGCAGGACCGGCAUCUGAUGCUGGCAGGCAUGGCAGAUCCAUGAGUGGCCAGAACUCCGUCGAUAUGGCUCGCACGGGAAGCGACGGUGGGACAGGCCCCAGCAUCAGCAGCAAGAGGAAGCAGAGCCAUGACCCAGACCCGGCCCUGCUGGCGCGUAUCAAGCUGUACAGGGAGAGGCAAGAGAAUCUGCCACCAAGCCAGUGGGACGGACCGGGGCCCAUGGCGACGCAGGACGACGUCGACCGCCACAUUUCGUCGUCCGCCGCUCAGCACGAGGACGGCGAGGAGGAGAGCGGCAACAUGUCGGAGAGCGGCAACAUGUCGCAGAUGCCCUCAGUAUCGACGUCGCUAAAGGGACUCGACACCAUCACGAGAGAGUCUUCUGGCCUGGAGCCCGCCGAGUCGCUCAAACAGGGCAGUGUGUCGGUGCAGACAAGGCGCGAGGAGCUCGGGGAGCACCAUGCGGACGAGAAGCGCAGGACGUCGAGCUUUGGCAUUACUGGCGAAAGGUGGAGUGACGACGAGGACGACCAUGACGCUCAGCCUCACUUUCCUCCCUCGUCUCACUCGACGCCAUACAUCAACUACCAGGACGGUUACAACGAAGACGGAGAAGUGCCACUGGAGGGCAUGGCCGGCGUUGGCUCCUAUUCUCGCUCCCAAUCGAGGCCCAAUUCGAUGAUGUUUGGCGCGCCAGCCCAGCCACCGCCUCGCGAGGACGGGGAGGACGACUACAGCGCCACGCCCAUCGCGUUCGACCCCAAUCUCUCUCUUGUUCCUGGCCAGCACCUCUCUCGGCCGCCCACACCAGGCGGAGGCCAAAUGAUGGAGGGCAUACCAUCACCUCGGCCUGCUCACUCGCCACGCGAUGCCGGUUCGCGGUCACCUGCUAUCCUUGACCGUGCUCCCAUCACCAACGUCGAUGAUCCCUUCGGCAUGUUCUCGCUCGGCCCGAGCCCGUAUCCAAUGAUGAUGAACAGUCCCAUGGCUCGUCUGAUGCAGCUCCCCUCGGACCCCUAUGAGGCUGCUCGUCAGCAGCAGCAGCAGCAGCAGCAGCAGCAGCAGCAGCAUCAUCAAGGCACGGCAUACGACGGUCAACAGCAAUACCAGCAGCAAGGGGGGCUGAGCACGAAGCAACUCCAGGCUGCGGCCAGGCAGAAUUUCCCGGACUCGUACGGCAUCACGGGAAUGCAGGUCGACAAUACAGGCCUGCCCGACGAGGAUGCCGAGCUGGUCUUGUACGAGAGUAUGCAUUUCAAGAAGAUUCUCAGCCCGGAGAGGGAAAAGGAGGAGGAGGAGGAGCACGAGAGAAAGAAGAAGGGCGAGCCAUCGAGGAGGCUCACGGCAGCCUUGAUGGACUUUGCUCUGAAGCAGCAGCAGCCGCCGCCGCCGCCGCUUGACGUGAUCGAUGACGAUGUCCCGGGCGCGGAACCGUUGGAGCAGGAGCCACCGUCUUCAAAGAGAAAAAGCAGGCCGCUGAGCGCCUUUUUCGGAGGGCAACAAGAACCUGAUCUAUCAUCUGCCAGGUGGGGCCGAAGCAAGAGGAGGAGCCUGCUCAGUCGGAAGGACGAAGAGGUCCAAGCUUUGUCGGCUCAGUACGCAGCUGAGCCCGUCGGGGAGAUCUUUUCCAAGCUCAAGCAUGCCGCCGGGCAAGGCGGCGACGAAGACGUCGACGACGACUUCGUGAGCCCGCCGCUCAAGGGCCCCCUGAAACCUCGUGGUAUUGAAGCGUGCCUGCCAAAGAUGCUCGUCAUGCCUGCCCCAUUGCAAGGAACCCCAGAUGCCCCCAAAUCCCAGCUGACGGACUCCGCCUUUGUCGACAAGGUCGGUGUGGGUGCCGCCAACCGGCCCACGUCCAAGCUGUAUGUGCCCGAUGGCUUUGUCCUGCACGAUCGCAACGCUACGCCAUCCAUUCGCCAGCUCCAAGUGCAGGGCGCCAGCGGACCACAGCCCUUUUUCAUGGCUCCAGACGGCCGGCACAAGCACGAUGCCACCGUGUCGGACUUUUUGCAGUCGCAAGCGGCCAACAGGGUCCUCUCCGUACCUGCUGCGGCGCCCGUGGGCAUUGGCAGGCGAGCAGCCAUGCCGACGACGGCUCUCUUCAGGAACCAGCUCGUGCAGCAUGACGACGAAAAGGAGGGUUGGGGCUGGGAGGCCGGCUCAGCCAUCGGUCAAGAUGUAGCCAAUCUGGCGACAUUUGCUGGUCUCUACAGUGGCGACAAUCCUGGCUUCGAGGAUGCCGACGAAGAUGGCGUGCGGAAGAAGCCGAAGAAGAAGAAGGUUUCGAGGGCCGAAAAGAAGCUGGCAAAAAAGCUGGCAAAGGAGAAGCACAUGAGAAAGGUCGCGCGGCGAGAGCGGCGCAAGAAGCGUCAAGAGGCACAGGACAACGGCUUGAGCUACGAAGAGGUCGGUGUCGAGGAGAUGAGCCCCGAUGAAGACCUCGACUUGAGCGCGACGGACAGCGACGACUUCUUCACCGACGACGAUCUUGGGGGCGCCUCUUCAUCAGACGGAGAGGGUAGUUGGAACAGCGAAGACGAGCGGAGAUGGCUGGACCAGCAGAAGCCCGCUGGCAAGCUGUUUGGCAAGAGCCUGUUGGACGUGGCCGAAGAGAGAAAGAAGACGGUGCAGUCCAAGAACCGCUUCUAUGGCCAGGUCGAGCUCGAGGAGAUGAACAGGCUCGAGGCGCAGUCUGCAUUGGUGGGCGACGACAAGUCGAUGGCGGCCGCCAGCACGGCCGCACGCACCUUCCGUGAGAAUCCGCUCGGCUACAACGACACGAGGGAGAGGAUGCAAGCGGCCUUUGGCACGGACAUGCUGUGGAGCAGGGAGAUGGCGAAGCGGCGAGACGAGGAAGCCAAGGAAGCCGAGAUCAAGCGGCGGGCAGAGGAAGAGUUCAGAAGGGCAGAAGAAGAGAGGAUGGAGCGAGAGAGGCAAAAGAAGGAGAAGAAGGAGAAAAAGAAGAACAAGAAGAGCAAGAAGGGAGAGCAGAUCUUUGAGAUCAGUGCCCCCAUACCGGGGUUGAGUGGGCCGAUCAGGGACGAAACAGAGGAGCCUAUUCAGUAUGAAGAGGAGCCACUGCAGAGCGAUCCGCCGAGGAGCCAAACGCCAGUCGAUCCGCCUGUGCUGGACGUGCCGAUCGACCAUACAACGGUCAUGGAGGAGGAAGAGGAGGAGGAACGAGAGGCGAGCGCAGACGAAGAGUCGGGCGAUGAGGCUCAGCGUCGAGCCAAGGCCUUUGAGCGGGCCAGACAGUCUGUGCUGAUGGAGCAGGCGCCUGCAAAUGGCUAUUCUUCCUCAGAGGACGAUGUGCCCCUCGCUCGAUUGCGGGCCAGAGCGACACCCAACUACGCAGCUGGCCUGGGACAGCCUGCACGCAGGAUGGCCGACUCGGACGAGGAAGAAGAGCUGACGCUGGCGCAGAUCAUUGCAAGGAAGAAGGCCAGGAACCAGUCAUUGGGCACCCUCGACCUUGACUUCAUGCAAGCUGGUCAGGAGGACGACGGCAAGGCAAAAGGUCCUACAGGUGCCGAUGGCACUCCUCAGUCCAAGAGCAGCUCCGCCUUUCGGAACUCGGCGGUUCACAACGAAGCAAAGGAGGUGCUACAGGGUGAAGAUUCGUCGGACGAAGACCAACCACUGGGCCUCAAACAUGCAAACGGCGCAGAGAUCCUCAGGAAUCUGGCAGCGCAAAAGGCAGAGCUCGCGAGAAUGAAGCGAGAGGCCGAGGCGGCUGCUGAUGAGUCCUCCGACGACGACCGGCCGUUGGGAGCGAAGCAUCCGCAGGCGGCCAUCAUUGCAGAGCAGGCUGCCCUGAUCAAGCGGCUCCAGGCGGAAGCCGAGCAGGCACGGAUGCAGCAGAGCCAGACGUGGAAUCCUCACAUGUCGAUGAUGGGCUUUGGAGGCGGUGGCAUGAUGAUGUCACCUCCUGCUCCCUCUCCUGCUGCGCCGCCCAUGUCGACGAUGAUGGGGCACACGAUGCCGCAGGCCAUGUCGGCCCUCAAUCUGCAGUCAGCGCCUCCGAUGAUGUCUCCGCCCAUGGCCUACGACCCACGCAUGAGCAUGAUGGGCACACCCAUGAUGCACCACAUGCCCUCAAUGGGCUCCAUAGCUGGCACCGGCGUAUCUGGCGGGCUCUUGCCCGAUCCAAGAGCAUCGAGUAUCGCACAUUGGGCUAGUCAGGUGCCCCCAGACGCCAGUGGUGGCGGCAGCGGGGCGGGAAGCGGUAGCAACAGUGCGAGAGGUGCGCUGCAGUGACCUUGAAUCUUUCCCUUUUUUUGCAAACAAUCCUCAGUAUCGUAUUUGCUCAUGGUCUCUUAAUCAAUCGAACAAUCUCUCUGUG